This is a messenger RNA of Limanda limanda (common dab), 4807 nucleotides long. Its product is annotated as ras GTPase-activating protein 1-like. The record is from RefSeq and is a predicted model, not a curated record. Gene Ontology annotation, molecular function: protein binding. The transcript is spliced from 25 exons. Bases 700 to 3855 code for a protein of 1051 amino acids. Gene Ontology annotation, biological process: regulation of GTPase activity. NCBI's taxonomy places the organism in Eukaryota, Metazoa, Chordata, Actinopteri, Pleuronectiformes, Pleuronectidae.
GAGAGGGAGGGGAGAGAAAGAGCAGCGAGCAGCCUCCAGCUCGCAAACCCAGAAAAAAAAGAGGCGAACUUCGCUGGUAAACGUGUUUUACUUUGGUUACAGACAUGGCAGCUCGCAUGGGGGGAUAUCCCUCUCCGGGGAUGUAGGCGGGGAGGCUGGGUCGGCUGUGAAGUCCACCGGAGGCGGCUGGAAACUCGGAAGGAAAGAAAACAACAACAACACUGGAAGAAAAGACGAGGAUUACACACAACAGUGACAAUAAAACAACACUCCCCGACAAGUGGCGUGAGUCUGCGGAGGGUGAAGUCCGAGGAAAAGCAACAGGAAACGCCGGUGACUCGAUGCUCUACCUGGAACGUGUUGAAUGUUACUUUGCAGACAGCUUCUCUAUGUGAACUUUAAACUCAGGACACAAUGAAGACAUAGCGAGCGAGGACUCCUCAAGUGUCUCGACGCUGCUAGCCGUCCCGCUAGCGCUAGCGUGGCUAACUCACAGGGAGCGAAUGUGCGGCGAAGCUAACGCCCGCUAGUGCAGCUAAGGAGGCUAAGUUAGCUCUUUGGCUAACGCUAGCUAAACGCGUUUUUGAGAAACUUUUGGUGUUGUUUCCCCGGAGCCCAAACACUGAAGGAGUGUUGUGAGGACGGAGGGGAAGGGCAGGUUCCCUUCUGGACUUUUUCCCCUCUACGCAUUUCCCCAACAUGAUGGCAGCGGAGGUCAGCAGUGAGGAUACGGGCUCGGUCACGGCGGGGACAGGGGUGGCAGGCGGUGGAGGCCCGGACACGGCAGCUUUCCCAUACUAUCCCAAGCCCAGCAGAGUGAGAGUAGCUGAACUGGGACAAGCACCGGCACCAGCGGUCCGGCAACACUCGAACACAUCGCCGGACUCACCCCCCGACAUGAGCAUGAUCUACCCCGGGGCUGGUGGGGAUGGGACCGGACCAGUGCUGACCGCAACAGGGAGUGGCGGAGCAGGAGGUGGACAUUCAGUUUUCCAGGGAACGAGCUCAGGGACCGCGGGCAGCGUGGGUUGCUCUCCCACCUCGGAGGGUCCGGCCAGUCGGGUUUCACCCACAUCGACCGGGCCGGAUGGGCCCUCCGCUUUUCCCCCGCUGCCACCACCUCCUCCCCCUCCUCCAGGCUACGCGGGGCUCGGCGGCACUACGGAUGAGAGCGACCUGCAGGAUGGACCCGAGUAUGAGGAAGAGGAGGUGGUGUUCCCCCUCUCUGCACCUCCCACCAACCAGUGGUACCAUGGCAAGCUAGACCGAACCAUUGCUGAGGAGCGGCUGCGCCAGGCCCGGACCCCUGGCAGCUACCUCAUCAGGGAGAGUGACCGCCGGCCCGGUUCCUUUGUCCUGUCGUUCCUCAGCAAUACCAACGUGGUCAACCACUUCAGGAUAAUCGCCAUGUGUGGGGACUAUUACAUUGGUGGGCGGCGGUUCUCUUCUCUGUCGGACCUGAUUGGUUAUUACAGCUAUGUGUCUUGCUUACUAAAAGGAGAGAAAUUGCUUUCUCCAGUGGCCCCCCCAGAGCCUGUAGAGGACAGGAGGAGAGUCAGGGCCAUACUUCCAUACACCAAAGUGCCAGAUACUGAUGAGAUCAGCUUCCUAAAAGGGGACAUGUUUAUCGUUCACAAUGAGCUGGAUGAUGGCUGGAUGUGGGUGACCAACGUUCGCACAGAGGAGCAAGGCCUUAUAGUGGAGGAUCUGGUGGAGGAGGUGGGGCGGGAGGAGGAUCCACAUGAGGGAAAAGUCUGGUAUCAUGGAAAGGUCACCAAGCAAGAGGCCUACAACCUGCUGAUGACAGUUGGCCAGGUGUGCAGUUUUCUUCUCCGGCCAUCAGACAACACACCUGGGGACUACUCGCUCUUUUUCCGCACCAAUGAAAACAUCCAAAGGUUUAAGGUCUCCCCCACCCCCAACAAUCAGUACAUGAUGGGGGGGAGGUACUACAACAGUGUUGAUGACAUCAUUGACCAUUACAAGAAGGAACAGAUUGUUGAGGGCUACAACUUGAAAGAACCAGUUUCAGUGCAGCACCAGGAACAAGUUCUUACUGACACGGUGGAUGGGAGAGAGAUUUAUAACACUAUCAGACGGAAAACAAAAGAUGCUUUCUACAAGAACAUUGUGAAGAAAGGCUACCUCUUGUUCAACAAAGGUAAAGGCAAACGGUGGAAGAAUCUUUACUUCAUCCUGGAAGGAAACGACGCCCAGCUCAUCUACUUUGAGAGCGAGAAGAGAGCCACCAAACCAAAGGGGCUGAUCGACCUGAGUGUGUGCUCCGUGUAUGGUGUGCAUGACAGUCUGUUUGGCAGGCUAAACUGUUUCCAGAUUGUUGUCCAGCACUUUAGUGAGGAACAGUACAUAUUCUACUUUGCAGGAGAGGUUCCAGAGCAGGCACAGGAAUGGAUGAAAUGCCUUCAAACUUUCUGCAGUAACCUAAGGAAAACCACUCAGCCCACCACCAACAAGAGGCUCAGACAGGUGAGCAGCCUAGUGCUAUAUGUGGAGGAGGCCCACAAGCUGCCGGUGAAGUAUUUCAACAGCCCUUACUGUAACAUCUACCUGAACAGCGUCCAGGUGGCAAAGACGCACCCUCGGGACGGGCAGAACCCCGUCUUCACUGAAGAGUUCAUCUUUGAUGACCUGUCGAGUGAAAUCAACAGAUUUGAAAUCAGCCUGAGCAACAAGACAAAAAAGAGCAAAGACAGUGACAUCUUGUUCAUGCGCUGCCAGCUGAACCGGCUGCAGAAGGGCCAGAUGAUUGAUGAGUGGUUCCCUCUCAGCUCCCACGUGCCUCUGAAGGGCAUAGAGCCGGGCUCCUUACGUGUACGUGCCCGCUACUCCAUGGAGAAGAUCAUGCCUGAAGAGGAGUACAGCGAGUUCAAAGAGAUGAUCCUGCAGAAAGAGUUCCAUGUCAUCUACGCUCUGGCCCAUGUGUGUGGUCAGGACCGCACCUUACUGGCAAGCCUACUCCUUCGGAUCUUCAGACAUGAGCAGGAUGAAGCCCCCCUACUCAGGACACUCAACGACAGAGAGAUUAACAUGGAGGAUGAGGCCACAACCUUGUUCAGAGCAACCACACUGGCCAGCACUCUCAUGGAGCAGUACAUGAAGGCCACAGCCACGCCCUUCGUCCACCAUGCUCUCAAAGACACCAUCCUCAAGAUCAUGGAGAGCAAACAGUCGUGUGAGUUGAACCCUUCCAAACUGGAAAAGAAUGAGGACGUGAACCUGAACCUGUCUCAUCUCCUCAACAUCCUGUCUGAGCUGGUGGAGAAGAUCUUCAUGGCCGCUGAGAUCCUUCCACCGACACUGAGGUUCAUCUACGGCUGUCUGCAGAAGUCUGUGCAGCAGAAAUGGUCCGCCAACACCACCAUGCGGACGAGAGUUGUAAGUGGCUUUGUCUUUUUAAGACUGAUCUGUCCUGCCAUCCUCAACCCCAGAAUGUUCAACAUCAUAGCUGACCCUCCAUCCACAACAGCAGGCAGGACCCUCACCCUGGUGGCCAAGUCUGUCCAAAACCUUGCCAACCUGGUUGAAUUUGGUGCUAAGGAGCCCUACAUGGAGGGCGUGAACCCUUUCAUCAAAAACAACAAACAUAGGAUGAUAAUGUUUCUGGAUGAGUUAGGGAAUGUCCCUGACCUCCCGGAAGCCACCGAGCACUUUAGGACAGACCUGUCCCGGGACCUGGCCGCGCUGCACGAGCUCUGUGCCACACACUCAGACGAGCUGCGGACGCUGAGCAACGACAGGGGAGCACAGCAGCAUGUGCUGAAAAAGCUGCUGGCCAUCACAGAGCUCCUCCAGCAGAAGCAGACUCAGUAUGCCAUGUCCAACAGCAACAGGUAGUACUGCACUCCUCCUCUCCUCUCAUCCUCCCAUCCUCCCGUCGAGUCUCCUCCGCCGGAGUGCAGCACAGAGGAGGCCGAGCAUGCUCUACCCUCAUCACCAUGGCAACCCCUCCUUCACCACCACCACCCUCCAUCAUGUCCUCCUCCUGAUAGUCCCGCCCAUCUCCACCCACCUGCCAUCUUGUCCCGUUCACCACAAAGAGAGCUAUGCAACAACAGCGGCUGAGUACCACAACCGAUGCAGUACUUAGAACGAAAAGAAAAGAAAAACUUGAGCCAGUGACUGACAGCUGAAUGCACAGGAGCUACCUUUCCUUCAGAAACUCUGUUCACGAUUCUGAGUUUGGGUACACAACGGCCAAAUAUCACAAUUUCAAGAGGUGUCUGUGUACCCGCUGUGUUUUUAUAGCACAGGUUGCCAAAGUGUACCCCCCCCCUCUGGCUCAAUAUGAGGAAACUGACAUGAAGAAGCUAGUCCUUCCCCCCCCCCACCCCCCUUCCUUUUUUUCUGGUAACUGGAUUAUGAGCGUUAAUGCUUUUUAUACUGUAAUUAGUGACUGAUUUAUUUUAAGGAUGUGACAACAUGCGCAAAGUGCUGAAACUUUCAUUUCUGUCUAUUUGUUUUCUUUAUUUCUUACUUUGAUUUCUAGAUUGGAACAAAGUCUUUCAGAAAACUAUGGUUAUUUUAUAUUAAGAAUAAAUUCUCUUGCUGGAAUCAUGAGUAUAUAAGAGAGAUGAGCUGAAUUUUUUUUUUUUUCUCCCGAUUGUAUUCCGUUUUGUUUUGAUUAUUUGGUUUAAGUCUUCAUUUUUUUUUAAGCUUCUGAAUGCCGGACAGGACACAUAAUCAGAGAAACCAAGUAAAAUGAAAGUGUUUACAGCAGCAAAAACAAUUGAAUAGUACAGACUGUAUCAGACAUGCAUGCACUUAUUAAACAGUUUUUUGUAAAGUA